GGAAGAACAUUGUUCUCAGACCCUGAGAAAUCUGGACUCCUGAAGUGUGCUACCAAAAGGACUAUAAGGAGACUUGUAGCUUCCUUGCAAUUACUAUUUUGGUGUUUGUACUUUUCUUACUUUUUCUGUGGUUUUAGAGCAAGAAACACCAUGAGCACAACUCAACGAAAGCGCCGUGGAGGAACAGUUAAUUCCAGGCAAGCUUGGAAACGAAACAGGCUGAUGGCUUCUACUGCAGAAAUGGCUUCAGAAGCUGAGCCAAUAGAACUUGAAGAAAGCGCUGGUGAAGAAGUAGUAGAUCUCACAUGUGAAUCUUCUGAACCUGUAGUCGUUGAUCUAACUCACAAUGAUUCUGUUGUGAUUGUUGAAGAGAAUCAACGACAAAGGAGAAAUCUUAGACUAAGAAGCCAGCGACAGUCUGACAGCUGUGUACUGAGUAGUGAUGAUGAAGAUGAAACAAGAGAUAACGAUGUGUACAUGACAGAUAAAGUGUCUCAAGAAUUGGGAUCACUGGAAGAUGAAACUGCAAGUUCAAAGCCGUCUGGUACCGUUAGCUGUCCGAUUUGCAUGGAUGGCUACUCGGAGAUUGUGCAGAGUGGACGUCUGAUUGUGUCAACCAAGUGCGGCCACGUUUUCUGCAGCCAGUGCCUCCGCGAUUCCCUUAGGAAUGCCAACUCCUGCCCAACCUGCAGGAAGAAACUCACUCACAGACAAUAUCAUCCCAUUUAUAUAUGAGUACUUGUGUUUCUCAGGACAGACUCAACUGGAUUUUUGGGGAAAAUGUCAUGUUUUCAGUGCUCUGAAGAUUUAAAGAGCAGCAGGUUGUGCACACAUCCAAAUAAAAGUGGGUUUUUUUGAGAAUGACUUGUACAUAUAUAGACCGCUUUUUUUAUGGUCCAAGCUGCUGCUUGUCAUGUCCCUCAUUCUAGUGUUAAAUUAGGACUGUCUCUAAACUAGACCAGCAGCCUAUAUCAGAAAGGAAGCAGCUAAUCCAUUUCCUUCUACUUUUUUAAUGCUUAAAUAAGAGGGGUCUGAAUAUUUUGUUAUUUCUCACUCUUUAAAUUAUUCCCACCAUCUCAUACAGAUAUGGAAUAGUUAGCGCUCAGAAUACAGAUGAGCAAUUUGCCAUUUCAUUACACUUUUCUUUUUAUCCUGUAAGAAGCUCAUGACUGUAUUGCUUUCUGCUAUACCAUCUUUGCCCGAGUAUGUUCUGUAAUGAUGAAUUGUUUUAUCAUCAGUCAAUAUCAAAUUGACAGCCACAGUAAUGCAAUAAAAUAACUUGCUGUUAACCAGCAAUCCGUUUUUUUAAGCAGAAGGCUUGAACAUGUAGAUGUCUUUAUGAACUCCAUGAGAUCAAAAGAACGUAGACAGAUUGCAGUGUGUACAAUGUGAAAAUACUUCUUUGAAUGUUUUAACUGCCAUGAAUUCCUGUAUUUAAACCACAACACUGAAUCUCUUUUCUAACAUGAUGAGAUGGUCUCUUGGGUUUACUACUAUUCUAUUGCGCUCUCUCAUGAUAACUAAAGAGGACAUAGUCUUCUCUAGGCUUGCUAGUGAUGAAUGAGAAGCAAAUUCUAUGCUGUCCUCUUGUCAGCUGAAUACCAAACUACCUACAGAUCUUCUUACAGUAUCAAGUGUACCCAGCAUCAUGCUUAAAGUUCUGUGUGUUCACUUUGCUGUUCUCUUCACUUGUUAUACUGACACCUGACUGUUUUUUCCCUGGUGUAUAGAAUUAAAAUGUAUUGCCAUGGGUUUAGGAAGUGGAGGCUUUAAAAGAUGUUUGGUAUCAAUCUUGACUUGGCAGCUUUUGAGAGAGAAGUUUAAUCUCCCUUUGCCUUGAGGGUUGUCCAGCUUCCUUUAAAUGUGCAUUUUUAAGAAAGAAGUCAGAUACAUGUCCUAAGAGAGAGAAAAUUCCCCUAUCAAAGCAGGAAUACAUAGGUUUAUGCAGUCCCCCCCUUUUUAUUUUUUUCCAGGACUGAGUUAGAAAUGUCUGCUUUAAACCUGUUACAGAUAAAAUCUGCAAGCUGAUGUGGAACCCCAGGUGAGGUGAUAUAAACAGUAUGUAAUUACAGUAAUUACAUGUAGGUGAGAUGAUAAAAAAAGAGUAUGUUAUGAUCCACAUCUGCAGUAGCUGCAUCUGUGAAAAAGUCCAAAAUUAAAUUUGGACACUGUUGACAGUCAGUUGGUUAUGAAAACCACUAGAAGCACCACUCUGGUGCAGCACAGUUGUAGGCUGCGUUUACUUAACAUUGGUAUCUGAUGUGUUUGCUAACCUGUCCGAGGGGUCUGUAGGAAGCCUUCAGCUAAAGCAGCUCUUCUAAUUAGCUGUCUCAAGUUCUGCAUUGAAGAUUACAACCCAAAACUCAAGGUUUUUUUUAAUUAGGAUGUUGGGGGAUGCUUCUAGAUGUAGUAAUACAGACAAGAGUUUUGUUCCAUCAAGGUUAGUUUAAGGAAUGCGAUACCUUCCCACCCUGGUUUGGAAUAGCCUUGGUUUGGUGCUCUUAUCCGGAAUAUGCAGUUUCUGCAUUGUGGCAGUAUAACUGCUAAAAAGUUACACAUGUUGAGUUACUGUGUGCUCCCAUUGGUAAUACAACCUACAAGCAAGGACUACAGCAGUCUUAGAGUAGUGCAGUGACAAGGGCUGGCAUUCGAGUCCCAAAAAGCAGAUAACCGAUGAAACAAUGCUAAAGAUUGCUUAAAGCGUUAAUUGCAUGAAGAGAAGCAGCCCAACAUUAAAACUGUCAGGAUACUUAAGGGCCACAGAAACAGCUUUCUGCUGUUUCUGGUACUUAAAGGGGGGGGG
Messenger RNA from Athene cunicularia (burrowing owl), 2803 nucleotides. RefSeq names its product ring finger protein 4 (gene RNF4). Bases 151 to 735 code for a protein of 194 amino acids. Lineage: Eukaryota; Metazoa; Chordata; Aves; Strigiformes; Strigidae. The transcript has 7 exons. Gene Ontology annotation, biological process: positive regulation of transcription by RNA polymerase II. Gene Ontology annotation, molecular function: zinc ion binding; transcription factor binding. The record is from RefSeq and is a predicted model, not a curated record.